Ctenopharyngodon idella (grass carp) is the source of this 5360-nucleotide messenger RNA. RefSeq lists its product as uncharacterized. The record is from RefSeq and is a predicted model, not a curated record. The transcript has 4 exons. Gene Ontology annotation, molecular function: nucleic acid binding. The coding region runs from base 1956 to 4148 and encodes 730 amino acids. Gene Ontology annotation, biological process: DNA integration. Lineage: Eukaryota; Metazoa; Chordata; Actinopteri; Cypriniformes; Xenocyprididae.
GAAACUUGGAACAGUGAGAUGCAAUUCGGCUGUUUGUCUUUAGCCUGGUUCUGAAUAUUUGGUGUGGGGGAGACUAUCGAAAUCAGCUGUUGCAUCACCAGGUAGUGCUGUCAUGACAGAGCCCACCACUUCUCAUUCGAUUCCUAGGGGUGUCAUGGUAGCUAGACUUGUCACGUCAUUGUGGAGCGACGGAUGGGUCCCUUUGAAGGUGAUUAACACGUCAGGGAGACCUAUACUGUUAAGGCGUAAUGCAAAACUGGCUGAUAUAUAUCCUUGUAUUGCACUUGAGGACGUUGAUAGUGUGGAUGCAGUCGAACCCCCCCUUGUAAGCUGUCCAAUGGGUCUGUCUGACUGUGGGGCCCAGUCAAUAUCUGCAAGUGAAAGGUUGAAAUCCAUGGGACUGUCUGACCUCGAUGUAGAGUCAUGUGAUGUUUCUGAUCAGUACAAGCAGCAAUUAGUCAGUUUGAUCUUGACAUAUGAAGACAUCUUUUCAAGAAAUCACCUUGACUGUGGAGAAGCUAAGGGCUUUGUACAUAGGAUCCACCUUUCGGACCCCAGGCCAUUCCGACUUCCUUUCAGGCGAGUAGCCCCCAGCCAGUACCACAAGCUGCGCCAGGUCCUGACAGAAAUGGAGGAAAAAGAGAUAAUUCGUCGUUCUACAAGUGAGUAUGCAUCUCCACUUGUUUUAGUGUGGAAGAAGAAUGGGGAACUUCGGGUUUGUACUGACUUCCGUUGGUUAAACAGAAGAACUUUAAAAGAUGCCCACCCUCUUCCACAUCAGGCAGAUUGCCUGGCAGCGCUUGGUGGUAAUGCUCUGUUCAGUACGAUGGACCUCACGUCGGGUUUUUACAACAUGCCACUGCAUGAGGACGAUCGUAAAUUCACUGCCUUUACCACUCCAAUGGGCCUGUUUGAGUACAAUAGGCUACCUCAAGGCCUUUGCAAUAGUCCCGGUAGCUUUAUGCGGAUGAUGAACAAUAUUUUCGGCGAUCAAAACUUUCUCAGCAUUCUGUGUUAUAUAGAUGAUCUGAUCGUCUUUGGCCCGAAUGAGCAAGUUGCACUUGAUCGUUUGGAGAUGGUGUUUGGAAGGCUACGGGCCCAUGGUCUGAAACUUGCUCCAAAAAAAUGUCACCUCUUGAGAGCAUCAGUAAAGUUUCUGGGGCAUGUCAUAAACAAGGACGGAGUGUCUACGGACCCUGAUAAGGUGGAGUGUAUUUCCAAAUUGAACAGUUCUGACCUCAUGGAAGCGGAUGGGAAGACACCAUCUCAGAAGAGAAUCAGAUCAUUUUUGGGGAUGAUGAACUAUUAUCAACAUUUCAUUCCGAAUUAUUCUGUUAAAGCAAAACCUCUCUUCGAACUUCUUCAAGGUCAGAAAGUCAGGGGACGGAAAAAUAAGACUCAAAAUGUGUUGUGCCAGAACAGGAAGUUAAGACCUGAGGAUUGGUCUCAAGCGCAGCAUGAUGCAGUUGAGCAGCUGAAAAUGUAUCUGGUCGGGAGUGUUGUUCUAGCUCACCCGGAUUUCUCACGUCACUUCAUAUUGGCGACUGAUGCUUCCCUGGAUGGUAUUGGAGCUGUGUUGUCACAAGUCCAGGAAGGGGAGACUAGAGCGAGACCAGUUGCUUUCGCCAGCAAAUCCCUUUCACGUUCACAGCGGAACUAUCCAGCGCACCGCUUGGAAUUUUUGGCCCUGAAAUGGUCCAUUUGUGAAAAGUUUGGCCACUGGCUAAAGGGACACAAUUUCACUGUUUUAACUGACAACAAUCCGCUUGCUCACAUACUCACAGCCUAAGCCUAAGCUGGACUGCUGUGAACAGCGCUGGGUGGCCAAAUUGGCCAGCUUCAACUUUGAUAUAAAGUAUGUACCUGGCCCUCAGAAUGUCAUUGCUGACUCCCUCAGCAGAGUUCCUGUCAAGAGUGGGGUGACACAAAGACUGCUUCAAGUGCCUUACGAUUCCAUGUUGACCGACAUGAGAGGGAUAUCUACUAACUCGGUGCAGGAUGCUUUCGGAUGGUCCAGUGGUAAAAAUCAGGAAGAAAGUGUUAUCCAACAACGACAGUCAUGCACAGUCAAUAAUGAUUUUGUCAUGGAUCAUCUUACUGUUGCAAGCUCGGAUGUCACUGCUGUCUUGACUUCUCAUAUGGAGUGGGAAUUUGGUGCUGAUACACGGGCUAUGGCAGUCGUGGAUCACCUGCCUCAGUUGGUUCCUGCGGGCCAGGACACAUUGCCAGCAUUUUCUGUGGAGGACCUGCGUGACAAGCAGAUGAAUGACAGAGUGUUAUCGAGAGUCAUAUCUUACGUUAAGAGUCGCCAGAGACCCACAAGGCGGGAAAGAGCAGGAGCGGCAGCUGCAGUGCUUCGUUACCUCAAACAUUGGGAGAAAUUGAUUGUGAGGAAUGGUGUUCUCUACAGGGUGUCUCAUAACCAGUCAUUAAGGACGAAACGCUUCCAGUAUGUUGUCCCAGACUCGAUGGUGGAUGUAAUUCUGAGAAGUGUUCAUGAUGACAGUGGCCAUCAAGGUCAAUUCAGGACUGUUAGUUUGGCGAAGCAGCGUUUCUUCUGGCUAAGCAUGGAGCACAGAGUACGUGAUUAUGUGCGCCACUGUCAACGUUGCAUCAUUAGUAAAAGUCCUGACCCUUCCGGCAGAGCUCCUCUGGAGAAUAUACAAUCUACAAGACCACUAGAGCUGGUCUGUAUUGAUUUUUGGUCAGCAGAAGACGCUAAGAAUAAGUCCAUCGAUGUCUUGGUUGUGACUGACCAUUUUACAAGGCUAGCUCAGGUUUUUGUUUGCCGAGACCAAUCCGCCAAGCAAGUUGCCAGGGUCCUGUGGGACAAAUAUUUUUGUAUCUAUGGCCUACCGGAACGUAUUCACAGCGACCAAGGUGCAAGUUUUGAGAGUCGGCUCAUUAGCGAACUUCUCAGAUUUUCAGGGGUGAAGAAAUCACAUACCACCCCUUACCACCCGAUGGGCAACGGUAGUGUGGAACGUUUUAACAGGACACUGGGCAACAUGAUCCGUGCUCUGUCUCCGGAUGUCAAGAGGGAUUGGCCGAGACGUUUGCAGACGUUGACGUUCCUGUACAAUUGCACGACACACGAGUCUACAGGCUAUGCACCCUUCUAUUUGAUGUUUGGUAGGGUACCACGCCUUCCAGUUGACAUUCUCUUCCGUUCAGUCUUGAAUGAUCAGAAUGUGAUCAGCUACGACAAGUUUGUUGACACACUUGUUAAAGAUCUAAAAGAGGCCAUGGUGAUUGCACAACAGCAUGCCACCAAAGCACAGAAGAGACAUGCAGCUCUGUAUAACCGCCGAGUGAAGGGGCUCACCAUCGACGUGGGAGACCAAGUGUUGUUGGCGAAUAAGGCCGAGAGGGGAAAAAGAAAAACUGCUGACCGGUGGGAGUCCACUGUCUACACAGUAGUGGACCACAAGCCUCAAACUCACACUUACAGAAUUCGAAACCCUGCCACAGGUCAAGAGAAGGUGGUUCAUCGCAAUCUCCUGUUGCUGGUCAACUUCCUGCCUGUGCCUGAAGAAAUAUCUGUGGAUUGUACGGUUUCCCUUGUGAGUGAACCCCAUAGUAACAUGCCUUCAAGUUCAUCAAGCCAGAAAGACUGCUCAGUGUUAAGUGAAGCCUCACCCACACACAUGGAUGAUGACAUUGCCUGUGAGUCAGUUCCUCUGACCAGUCAUGUGGAUGACGAUACUGACAGAACAUUGAGUUGGGUUACUCACCUACCUGAUGUGAGUCAAGAACCUACUUCAACUGUAGUCUCAGGUGAUGUUCUAGUUAAUCCAACACUACAAGCUGCUCCAGCGACGUCUUUUGAAAGUACAUCUGUGAAGUCAGAUGAAGUAACAACUGAUGUGAAUGUCACUGAAGAUAAAAGCUAUUCAAAUUCAGGAAACAGAGAGUCUGCAAGCACUGUUACGCCUGCUCGAGCACACUCACAGUCUUCCGGUGUGAUUCUGACCACACAUACGCCAGUUAACCCUAGUUCCACCAGACAGAUCAGAUCACGCUUUGGCCGUGCCAUCAAGCCAGUUGACAGAUUAAUUCAAACAAUGUCAGGCCAGGCUGUAAUUCAAGAUGCAAAGCGUAAUGUUGAGGCUGUUUGUAAGUCUAUGUUUCGAGCCUUUGUUAAUUAGGAAAGUUAAUCUACUUUUAUGGAACAUUUGAGAAAGCCUUUUCUUCUUUCUUUCCUAGUUUGUCUGGACUGGUUUAAAGUUCUUGGUUCAUGUUCAAAUGAUAUACCUGAGGAUGUAGGGUGCCUUAGUUGACCAUUAAGGGGGCCUCUUUAUUUACUCAAUUAUAUAUUUUUGUUUUCUUCUCUUUUAUUGGUGUAUUCUGAGAAUACGAGAUUGUUGAAGAAUAUUGUAGAAUGUAUGUGGACAUUCUGCUGUCGUUUGUUGAUACGGGAGCGUGGCGCUACUCUCUUAUCAAUUCAUCCUUAUGGGAUAAUUUUCAUAUUGACCGUCCUUUUAUGGCAGGUUCUUCUUUGAUGUGAAAUUUUCAUUAUGUGACUUUAUUUUUGUACCUUUGGUGAUGCCUAAGUUUCAUGUAAUUCUGCGGGGGUGAAUGUAACAGUUAAAAAGAAUGUUAAUUAUAACAAUAUUCAUUUUGUUUAAUUACAUGAAAUUAGAAGUAAAGUUAAAUCAAAUGGUGUUUUGGUGCCCCCUAGUGGCUAAUACAUUGCAGAGAGUAAUUAUUUUGUCCUUUUGCGCUUACCGUAGUUCAGCAGAAAAUGGCUGAUGAUGCUGCGGGUAUGCGUGUUUCUUUUCUGUGCUGAUUACUGUUAAACAAAUGUGAUAAAAGUGCAUACAGAGUUUGUUCAUUUUAUGUUUUUCUUGUUUCAGUUUAUGGUUUAUGUCUGCAGUGUAUUUCCUUGUCCAUAAAAUACACUUUAUUGUUUCUCAGCACACUGCAGCAAUGUCAGUAAACGCAAAAUGGAGCCAAGUGGAGCCUGUCACUCCGGGGAUGAAGGAUUUCUGCCUUGUGGUCAAGCCAGACAUAGAGAAGAUGGCUAGAACCACUUUUGAUGUUUACAGUCCUGUAAGCUUUGCUUAUCAGACUCUGGAAAGAGGAAUGAACUAUGUGAUCAAUGUGAAUGUCGGAGACGAGUGCGUUCAUGCGAUGGCAUCUGAAACUCUCCCCCAUGGAGAGAAACUGACUGUGCUUAGAAUCCAGUACCCUAAAGCCCUCAGUGACCCUCUGAAACCCUUCUGAACACGUCUAACCGCAUGCAGAAAAUAGUCUGUCUUAUCUAACAACAGACACACACAAUGAUCUGCCAUACUGUAUAGAGGAACUAUUGAAAACUGUUUCAUUCCUCAAUAUUAAACUCAAUAUUCAAACCCUCA